Messenger RNA from Mugil cephalus (flathead mullet), 1440 nucleotides. Its product is annotated as ribonucleoside-diphosphate reductase subunit M2. Gene Ontology annotation, cellular component: cytosol. The record is from RefSeq and is a predicted model, not a curated record. Lineage: Eukaryota; Metazoa; Chordata; Actinopteri; Mugiliformes; Mugilidae. Gene Ontology annotation, molecular function: ribonucleoside-diphosphate reductase activity, thioredoxin disulfide as acceptor. Bases 148 to 1314 code for a protein of 388 amino acids. The transcript is spliced from 10 exons. Gene Ontology annotation, biological process: deoxyribonucleotide biosynthetic process.
AAAUAAAAAGGCAGCGGGCAGCAGGAGCCGCGUCACUGUCCUCUUCGUGUGUCUGCUGCGUCUUAGCUUCGUUAGUUGAGUCUCCCGCGUCUUUUACCUCCUCUUUUAGCUUCUUAGCUUCUCCUUCAUUCUCCCCAGGACGUCGCCAUGACCUCCAGUCGCUCUCCUCUCUCCGUCCGCAACGAGCAGCAGACUCUCAGCGGCCCCAUGAGCAACAUGUCGCUGGACAAAGAAAACACGCCUCCGAGCCUCAACUCCAGCCGCGUCCUGGCCUCCAAGGCCGCACGGAGGAUCUUAGUCGAUGCCGCGCCCAAAGCCGUGAAGAAGAGCAGCUCCUCCUCGGAGGGGGAGGAGCCUCUGCUGAAGGAGAACCCUCGUCGCUUCGUCAUCUUCCCCAUCCAGUACCACGACAUCUGGCAGAUGUACAAGAAGGCCGAGGCGUCCUUCUGGACGGCAGAGGAGGUGGACCUGUCCAAGGACCUGCAGCACUGGGAGGCUCUGAAGGAGGACGAGAGGUUCUUCAUCUCCCACGUGUUGGCGUUCUUCGCCGCCAGCGACGGCAUCGUCAACGAGAACCUGGUGGAGCGCUUCACGCAGGAGGUGCAGGUGACGGAGGCCAGGUGUUUCUACGGCUUCCAGAUCGCCAUGGAGAACAUCCACUCGGAGAUGUACAGCCUCCUGAUCGACACCUACAUCAAGGAGCCCUCAGAGAGGGAGUACCUGUUCAACGCCAUCGAGACGCUGCCGUGUGUGAAGAAGAAGGCCGACUGGGCCAUCAACUGGAUCGGCAACAAGAGCGCCGCCUACGGAGAGCGCGUGGUGGCCUUCGCCGCCGUGGAGGGAAUCUUCUUCUCGGGUUCCUUCGCCGCCAUCUUCUGGCUGAAGAAGAGAGGCCUGAUGCCCGGCCUGACCUUCUCCAACGAGCUCAUCAGCAGAGACGAGGGUCUGCACUGUGACUUCGCCUGCCUGAUGUUCAAACACCUGGUGAAGAAGCCGUCCUCUGAGACCGUGGUCAGGAUCAUCAGAGACGCCGUGGCCAUCGAGCAGGAGUUCCUGACCGAGGCUCUGCCCGUCAAGCUGAUCGGGAUGAACUGUGACCUGAUGAAGCGCUACAUCGAGUUCGUGGCUGACAGGCUGCUGCUGGAGCUGGGCUUCUCUAAGAUCUACCGGGUGGAGAACCCCUUCGACUUCAUGGAGAACAUCUCUCUGGAGGGGAAGACCAACUUCUUUGAGAAGAGGGUGGGAGAGUACCAGAGGAUGGGGGUCAUGUCGGGCCCCACGGACAACACCUUCAGACUGGACGCAGACUUCUGAGGACACACGGGGACACGGACUCUUCAGCCAAUCACAGCUCACCUCUGCUUUUAUCUUUGUACAUAGACUUGGAUUUUAGGACGUUGUACAGUUUAGUUGUUUUUAAUAAAUUUAUCAUGAUCUUUA